Cetraspora pellucida is the source of this 137-nucleotide messenger RNA. The record is from the annotation of a GenBank genome assembly. Lineage: Eukaryota; Fungi; Glomeromycota; Glomeromycetes; Diversisporales; Gigasporaceae.
UGAUACUUGGCGAAUUUUUUCUGAUUUUAAUCUUGUAAAAAUUCUUUUAUCAAAAAUUAAAGAAACAUUUGUUAACUCAUCUGCACGCAAAGGUCGUUAUCUAAAUCAUCUUCGAAUGCAUGGAGUUGAAAAUCUGG